CACACACAAGACGGGUUUUCCGCUGAUAUCGUUAAACAAAAUUGCAUAUAUAGCAAAUAAAUAAUACAAUUUAAUGCAAACAAAACAGUGCACAAUACAAUUCAAGGUACUGGCCACAAUUGUAAAUAAUAUUUAGUGGCAAACCAAGCCACACAAAUGCCAAACUCACGUGAUGAAAAUACGGCUGAAAAGUUCUACGCCAAGUGGGAUGGGGAAUGAGUUUUUCUAAUUGAAUUGAAAGAAGUGAACAAAAUUUGUGGCAAUCAAUUAAUAAAUAUGCGUGCCAAGUGCAUUAUUAAAUGCCAAAUGGCCAAAUAAAACAUGCUGCUUACGCUAAUUAACUCGCUAAAUGAAUCUGUUAACAAAAUGUAAGCUCGUUUCGGCGCAAGCAGAGCGCGAGUUUCGAGUCCCUACACAAUAAAUGCGCAAUAUAAAGCAAAUUAGUUGCCGUCUGCAGUCAACGUCGCAGUCGCUGUCGCAGUCUCGGUCGCAGUCGCAGUCGUGGUUGUCGUCUCCUUUGCAUAGUCUAGUUUGUGUCGUCAAUAAGGACGUAUAAAUAAAUUUGUUGCCCACACAGACUUUGAGCUUAUGCGCUUGUGUGCGUGCACGUGUGCGUGUGUGUGUGUGUGUGUGAGCAUGCGGAAAACAAAAGAAAAUCACAAUAGCGAAAACGAAAACAAUAACAUGUCAAACGGUCAGCGUUUAUCAAAAAGAAAAACAAUUAAAAUGUGGCUGCUGCUUAAGCUGCUCUGUCUGCUGGCGCUGCUGAACGUAAGCUGCGCCUCACCAAUUGAAGUUCUUAUAAAUACCACAGAUGAAGCAACAAAAACUGGCCACAAAGUGUUGUCAGAGCCACCGGCAACAACGACAACAACAAGAAAAGCAGUGAGAACAGCAGCAACAACAGCAAAUGAAACAGCUGGUGCUUAUCUAACUAAAUCGUCGCUGUCGUCCGCUGAUAACAGCGGCCAUGACAACAACAACAACAACAACAACAACAGCGCUGUGUCAAUACAAUUGCCAGCUACAAAUGAUUCCAUUGCUGCCACCCAGUUGCAAAUGUCAUUGGCCACUUAUGCGCCGCUGCACAACAAGAAAAAAACAAUCAAAUGCCAUUGUGAUAUCUGCAAAGAAACGAAUCACAUAUGCGAAACGGAUGGAUAUUGCUUCACCUCGGUGGAAAAGGACAGCAACAACGAUAUAAUCUUUAGUUUCCGUUGCCUCUAUAAGACUUACGAGCUGCAUCGCGAGCCUCUGGAAUGCCUCUCCAGUCGCAGUAAAAUCAAUUCGUAUAGAAUUAAUUGUUGUAGUAAGGAUUUCUGCAAUAAGGAAGAGCUUAUGAGAAACAUAUUUGAUACAGAUUUUCUGCCUAAUAAGACGCUAAGCAGCUGGGAAUUGGUGGCCAUCAUUGUGGGCGCCACUUUAAUUAUCUGUCUAUCUGGCACGAUGACUUGGUAUUAUUGCCAGCGUCGCAAGCGUUUGGCCAACGGACGACCCUUUGCCAAGGAGGAUUCUGUUUAUGAUCCCAUACUGAAUGGCAACACGACACUGCAUGAUAUUAUUGAGAUGACCACGUCAGGAUCUGGUUCAGCUGGACUGCCGCUACUCGUGCAACGUUCGAUUGCACGGCAAGUGCAACUGUGCCACGUUAUUGGCAAGGGACGCUUUGGUGAAGUGUGGCGCGGUCGCUGGCGUGGCGAGAAUGUAGCCGUCAAGAUAUUUUCGAGUAGAGAGGAAUGCUCGUGGUUUCGUGAGGCAGAGAUAUAUCAGACUGUUAUGCUGCGGCAUGAGAAUAUCUUGGGUUUUAUAGCAGCCGAUAAUAAGGAUAAUGGCACCUGGACGCAACUUUGGCUGGUCACGGACUAUCAUGAGAAUGGCUCGUUGUUUGAUUAUCUAACGACGCACACUGUGGACACCAACACGAUGCUGAAUAUGGCGCUAAGCAUUGCCACUGGUCUGGCACAUCUGCAUAUGGAUAUUGUGGGCACACGUGGAAAGCCAGCGAUUGCCCAUCGCGAUCUAAAGUCAAAGAAUAUACUGGUCAAAUCGAAUUUGAGCUGUGCCAUUGGAGAUCUGGGUCUGGCGGUGCGACAUGUGGAGAAAGAUGACUCUGUGGACAUACCGUCAACGCAUCGCGUCGGCACCAAGCGUUAUAUGGCGCCCGAGGUUCUGGACGAGAGCAUGAAUGCCCAACACUUUGAUUCGUACAAGCGGGCGGAUGUGUACGCCUUUGGAUUGAUACUCUGGGAAAUAGCACGUCGCUGCAACAUGGGCAUGAUCUUUGAGGAAUAUCAAUUGCCCUACUGGGAUGCCGUGCAGCCAGAUCCAAGCAUUGAGGAGAUGAAAAAGGUGGUUUGCAUUGAGAAGAGCCGACCGAAUAUUCCAAAUCGCUGGCAUGCCUCUGAUGUGCUGCACAACAUGGCCAAGGUCAUGAAGGAGUGCUGGUAUCCCAAUCCCGUGGCACGUCUGACCGCGCUGCGGAUCAAAAAGACUCUAGCCAGUAUACGUGUUGAGGACAAGGUCAAGAACUGAUUGUGGCUCUAGUGCGUAGCCGAGUGGAAUGCGUUUAAUUUAACUGUGUACAUCGCACCUGUGUAAUCUGUAACCUGGCCCCGUGUUACCUUCAAGCGACAAGCAGCAAAAACAAAAUGAAAUCUAAACAUAACUAAGAUAAUCGAAGCAAGCACAACAAACAACUAACAAAUAUUUUGUAAAUACUUAGGUCUAACAAAUAGCAAUCCUCCCCCUCCCGCUUUGCAUAUGAACUGUAAUCAUUUUUAGUUAAUUAUGUUUAUAAUUUGUACUUUUUGUACUUUUGUACAUAUAUUUUGUUGAAAUUUUUUGCUGAGAUUUGUGUUAGUUUCACGGCCAGAAAGGGGCAGAAAGCGGCGCGCCACAAAACCGUCGCACUGCCAUUAGUGCUAAGCGAUUAGGGCCUAAAUAUAUACAGGCAUAUAUGCAUACAGAUACACAUACACAUACGUACAAGUAUAUUUUUUAUAGCCACUGUUCACAAAACUAUAACAAAAUUCAUACAGUUAAUAGACUUUGCCAAGACUGAGCAGCAGUGAGAGAAAAACAAAGCCCCUACAAAAAAUAAAAACUUUAAAAUAAGAAAAAAUACUACAAAUAAAAUAUUAAUAUGAAUUAAAAAGGACGAAUUGCAACUUGCAGACAACUUUUGUGCUGCAUUAUAUCAAUCUAGUAAUAUAGAACAUGUAGCGUUUAUAUACCAUUAUAAAUACGAUGAGAGAAUCCAACACAUUUUUUAGGCGUUUAUCGUUGACAAAACUCAGGAAAUCACGAAUUACAAUAAGAACAAAAUUGAUACAAAAAAAAAAAACAAAAUAAUAUCGAAGAAAGAAAAAGAUAGCAAAACCGAUGAUUAAAUAAUAAUUGGCGCGCCGCCUGCUCACAUGCUGCAUGCCGCAAUUUUCUAAUCAUGCUUGCAAACAGACAUACAUUUUAUAUAUAAAAACAUACAUAUAAAUAAAUCUAUAUAUAAAGAUAUCGCUUGCUUUUAAGUUCUUUUAGCAAACAUCAUUAUCAGUAAUUUCUGUUGUUGUUUUCAUAUCCUGGAAUGCACUCUCCCCUCUAUAUAACCAAAGCUUGUUCUUCCUAUUAAAACAGUAAUUAUAAUACAAAACUAAAGAUAUGAAGAUAUAAAGGAAUGUAACAAUCUAUAUUUAAUUGCAUCAAAAGGAACUCUGAAUGUUUCAUGAACAAAAUGUUUAAAAAUAUUGAGGGAAAUGUAAUUUUAUGUCAUUUUACCAGAGCUGUCGUGUAAGUUUGAAGUUUGAUUGUAUGUUGAACUCUUCAAGAACUAAAUGUUUUAUAUGUCUGCACCAGUCUAAAACCCUUCACACUCACCCACUCAACCACAAUAUAAGCCUGCAAUAGUAGUUUCUAUAUAACAUCAAAUGUUUCCUCUAUUCCCAAAAUCAACGCUGCGAGAUUAAAGUGAACUAAUAAUAAAAUUAAAGCCAUUAAUUUAACCUACAUAAACUACAUUUUAAGCAUCAUUAAUUAUAAUUCUAUUUGAUAUGCGUAUAACGAGAAAAACUAUAUAUAACUAUAUUGUUAUGACUUUCGGCCUGCGAAAUUUGAUUUCCUAUUAAUUUAGGCACACCAAAACAACUAAAAAUUAUAUAACAAUUUAUUACGAAUUAAACUUUAAGUUAAACUUAAUUCAUUUCCUGUAAUUGUAAUAAGUAAUUGUAAUUUGCUGAAUGUUCUAUUCAUAUUCCGUUUGCAAAUUAACAGAUCGUAUUUUUAAGUUUUUACGAUGAAUAUUCCUGUAAUUAUAUAAUGUGUAAAUAAUAAUGCAAAAUGAGAUCAAUUGUUAAAUUGAUAAAUGUUUAACUAUAAUCGAAAGCUCCCCCCUGCCCUCAUGCCCACAAGUUGCUGAAAAGACAAAUCCAAUUAAAUACCUAAGAACCUUAAGAAUGUUGUCAUCAACUCACAAAUAAUUAAGAAAUAAUAUGGCUUAAAUCAGAACUCAAUUCAGUGUUAUUCGGGCGAAAUUAAAAUUCGAAACUGACUUGAAAUCAUGGCAACUUAAACAGUACUGAGUUAAAAUUGACAGACAAACCGAAACAUAAAAACCGAAGAGAAAUAACUCUCACAAAAGACUUAAUAAACAAUGCGCAAAACAUUUUAAUAAAUAUAAAAGAAAAUUAAUUUCCUAUUUACAGCUGAGAAAAUCAGAAACCAAUAUUACGGUUUGGAAAUUAUGAUAAAAGAAAAUUUUAAAACUAUGAUUUAGUUGUUAGGCUCAAGCGUGUAAUGAAAGUUUUAAGAAAAUGAAAUGUAAAAGUGUUUGUAAUGUGUAUUAAACGUAACUUAACACAGAGAAAGAAUGUGGAAGAGAUAAA
Molecule: messenger RNA, 4874 nt
Organism: Drosophila innubila
Lineage: Eukaryota; Metazoa; Arthropoda; Insecta; Diptera; Drosophilidae
Gene: babo
Product: TGF-beta receptor type-1
Exons: 8
Coding region: 589-2532 (647 amino acids)
Biological process (GO): nervous system development; protein phosphorylation; cellular response to growth factor stimulus
Cellular component (GO): plasma membrane; activin receptor complex
Molecular function (GO): ATP binding; activin receptor activity, type I; activin binding
Source: RefSeq, a predicted model, not a curated record